CUAUGGCUCUGCGGUUCCUAAUCUCAAGAGCAUCUUCACCCAGAAAUCUCCACCGGCAUCUUCUCCACGAUUAUCCGACGAUAUUUCAAUUCCUCAGAACCCUCCACUCUUUUUCCACUAAUUCCCAGAAUCCCCAUCUCCCGUAUUUCAGACGAAUGCUCUCUUCCUCUAGCAACAUUUCUCUCGAUGACCGUGUCCCCGCCACCAUCAUCACCGGCUUCCUCGGUUCUGGAAAGACAACUCUGUUGAAUCAUAUUCUAACUUCUCAGCAUGGAAAGAGGAUUGCGGUCAUUGAAAAUGAGUUUGGCGAGGUGGAUAUUGAUGGGUCCUUGGUUGCUAGUCAUUCCUCUGCAAGUGAAGAAAUUGUCAUGGUUAACAAUGGUUGCCUGUGCUGUACUGUGCGGGGAGAUCUAGUUAAAAUGCUGUUGGAGUUGGUUAAGAAAAAGCGGGACAAGUUUGAUCAUAUUGUUAUUGAAACAACAGGGCUUGCUAAGCCCGCUCCUAUUAUAGAAACGUUUUGUACUGAUGAAUUAGUCUCGCGAUAUGUGAAACUGGAUGGAGUUGUCACUUUAGUUGAUUCCAAGCACGCAAUGCAACACCUGAAGGAACUAAAACCAAGAUUUGUGGUUACCGAGGCAGUGGAACAAAUUGCUUACGCUGACCGUAUUAUUUUAAACAAGAUAGAUUUGGUAUCCGAGGAUCAGUUGGAGACAUUGACCAAGAGAAUCAAGAAAAUCAAUGGGAUGGCACAAAUGAAGCUGGCUAAGUUUGGAUCUGUUGACAUGGACUUCGUUUUGGGUGUGGGAGGUUAUGAUCUCGAUAGGGUUGAUUCUGAAGUUCAGGUAGAUAGUUCCUGUUCAACAACCCAUCAUCAUGAAACUGAAAAAGAAUGCCACAAUCAUCAUCACGAUCACAUACAUGAUUCUGCCGUAUCUAGUGUGAGUAUUGUUUCUGAAGGAACUCUUGAUCUUGAUGAGGUUGAUGAUUGGCUUGAAAGAGUGAUUGAAGAAAAAGGAGAGGACUUGUACAGAAUGAAGGGUGUCUUGUCUGUAGAAGGAUCGGAUCAACGUUAUGUUUUUCAGGGAGUACAUUCCAUGCUAGACGGUUGCCCGGGCAGUACGUGGGGACCGGAUGAAAAGAGGGUAAACAAGCUUGUGUUCAUAGGAAGGAAUUUGGAUGCAAAUGCUUUGAGAAAAGGUUUCAAAGGUUGUCUGCUGUGAUGAGAAGUUGACAUGCAUGAUGCAUCCAAUGCAAUGUUUCUCAACUAGUUAGCUUCUAUACCACGUGUUAGCAUAUCCAAUGUUGAAUUUGGGUAUUCAAAAUAUUGGUCAUGUCUUGUAUUGAAACCAUCAAUAGACAAGAUUGUUCAUUGAAUAAUACAAAUAGCUGUUACUGUUCCCUUACUGUUGGGUCUAGUGGCACCGGGGGCGGGGUGGGGCCUUUAGGGGGAGGUUGCUGGUUUAAUCUCUCCUUGUGAAAAAAAAAAAAAAAAACCUGCUCCGAAGGAGAUUGGCAUUCAGUUACAUAGAUGGCUUUGGCUAAGAGUAGGGUGAGAAUCAAGAUUUGUAAUUGGGAGUUCGUGUACGAACAAUUGUUUAAAAUAUUUUAUUUACUCAUUUGGGAGCAAAAGCUCG
Morus notabilis is the source of this 1634-nucleotide messenger RNA. RefSeq lists its product as uncharacterized. The transcript is spliced from 10 exons. The record is from RefSeq and is a predicted model, not a curated record. Lineage: Eukaryota; Viridiplantae; Streptophyta; Magnoliopsida; Rosales; Moraceae. Bases 3 to 1220 code for a protein of 405 amino acids. Gene Ontology annotation, cellular component: cytoplasm.